CUCUGCUGAGUGCCGACUUGCCGAUUGAGAGAUUUCGUUUCGUUUUAUUGAUUUUGAAUGAAUUAGUCUGAAAUGCAAAUUUAAGUAAAUAUAAAAGCUUUAAAUUUCCGAUCGAUAUACGUUUUGAGUCCAAGCUACAAAAAAUAUGAAUCUAAAAGACAUUGUGUACAAACCUUGACCCUCAAAGAUUGACUGCUCUUUAAAGUAAAAAAAACACGUUGCAAGUUGUAUUAGCUGCUUUCAAGACGUCUGCAUAUCUCAAACGACAUAAUUAUAUUUUAAACUGCUCAUAAAAUUGAAACAUCUAAAUGAUACGAGAAUUUUACGACAGUACAGAUGAAGAUGAAAUGGAAAGUCUGUAUCAGAUAGAUCCAGAAUGUUUGGUUCUCACUCGGCCAGAUCGUGAUAUGCAUAACCGGUGUUGCGGUGGCAAGGCAUGGUGUAUAAAGGAUAUAUGUGGAAUAAUAUGUGCAAUACUAACAUGGUUACUUAUACUCUACGCGGAGUUCGUGGUGAUGAUGGUGAUGCUCCUGCCGGGGGUGUCAACGUACCCUCUAUACAGCUACAUCAAUAUAAUCAUCUUUCAAUGUUUCGCAUUCCUGGCUUUCGCGUCACACUUAAGAACAAUGUUCACUGACCCUGGUGCGGUACCUAAGGGGAAUGCAACCAAAGAGAUGAUAAAGCAAAUGAGCUUCCGCGAAGGUCAAGUUAUAUUCAAGUGCACGAAAUGCUGCAGUAUCAAGCCCGAACGGGCUCACCAUUGUUCGGUGUGCCAGCGUUGUAUCAGAAAAAUGGAUCACCACUGUCCAUGGGUCAAUAAUUGCGUUGGCGAGAACAAUCAAAAAUACUUUGUGCUCUUCACCUUCUACAUAGCGGCUAUAUCCAUUCACUCGUUGACGUUAUCCGUGUACCAGUUCGUGACGUGCAUUAAACACGAGUGGCGCGAUUGCAGUACAUAUUCGCCGCCAGCGACCGUCGUUCUUCUCUUGUUUCUGAUCGCCGAAGCCUUACUCUUCGCUAUUUUCACUGCGGUCAUGCUAGGCACGCAGCUCCAUGCGAUCUGGAACGAUGAGACUGGCAUCGAGCAGCUGAAAAAAGAACAAGCGCGUUGGGUCCGCAAAUCACGAUGGAAGAGCAUACAGUCAGUUUUCGGUCGUUUUUCAAUUUUAUGGUUCUCGCCAUUCACUCAACCAGCGCCCAAGACAAAGCUUGAGAGCUAUUUGUAUAGUGUUUAAAAAUGGACGGCCUUCACACGGUUUUAAUCACUAUACUUUAUUACAUAAAGGCUAUGAUCGUUCGUGCGUUACGCACAUGGCAAUACCAAUAACACCAAUGUUUUCUUCAAUGUGUAUAUUCAGAUGUUUAAUUUAUUUCUCUUUAUAAGUUUAAAUGACAAAGUUUAUUUACACCUUUGACUGACGCGGUUUAUAUAUAUAUGUAUAUAUAUAGUGUAGGAGAAGUCAUUACAUACAAGUGCAUUUAACGUUUGUUAUAUGUUCAGAAUAAUCUAAGCGUUAUAAUAUCGAUGUGAUUUAAUAUCAUAGUUAUCAAUGGUGUUGAAAAGGUUGACCACAAAAGUAUGCUACAGAAAUACCAUAUAGUACAAAUAUCUAAAAUGGAAACAGCUUUCAGUGGAUAAUUAUAGAUGUUAGAACAUUUGAAAUAUAUAUUCUAUGUUGGCGAUUGGUUUUAUAUAUAAGCUGGUUAGGAAGCCAACGUAAGCUGAUCCUUCACUCUGAUCUUAAAAAUAUUAAAAUACUUAUCUGCCUAAGUUUUAUUGCAGAUUUUCAUCAUUUGUGACAAAUGUUUCGUGGUUAUUUUUUUUUUUUUUUUACUUGCACGAUCUUGACGCAAGAUCAAAAAUUUCGCAUCAGUUAACUAAAUAAACAACAAUAGAUGUGACCUCCUUUUAAAUUAUAUUUCUAUAUUUUUUAGAUCUGGCUGUAAAACCGAUUGCAUUUAUCUGGAAUGGAUUAAAACUGUAUAUUUUUAUUACUACAUAAAGGCACUGGUUUGCCCUGAAUUAGAUAUUUUUAUAAAGGAAGACUUCUCUAGUACCAUAUCAUUGCUCUAAUUCAUAAUCACAGCUUAAAAUUUGUUAUAUAAUAAAACAUAUUAAAUCGAACUAAAUGAUAUUCUUAUACUUAUAAUAUUGAAAUGAUGUCAAAUAAUAUUUAUUUUAAACGAACGCGAUGUCCUGUGAAAUCCCGUUGGGCCCUGUGGGUUCCUUUCGUUCAGCCAAUUAAGUUUGCAGGCAUAAUGGUAAGAUGCUAAAUCUAAAAUUCUAAACUGUUAAAGACAUGCAAUGAGCGUGAUGUAUGAAAGCCAAGAGCUGUCUUCGUUUACUUUACUUACUUUACGGCAUUUACCAUUAUUGGAAAGCAGGUAACGAAAAAUUGUAUCAUUUUAGCUUUAUUUUUACUCUUCAUUGUAUUUAUAAAAAUUAAUACGAUAAUUAAAAAAAAAAAACAAUUACGAUUUGACGAAGUAUUAAUACUUUUAAUUAUACUUUUGUGGUUAUCUGUGCCUAUUUUUAUCACAUUAAUUGAAACACCGGAUAGAUUUCCGAGCACAUAACAUGCUUAGUUUUUUUAAACAACAUCUCUAUUGAACAUAUUUUUUUUUUAUAAUUAAAUUUUAUUAUGCAACUAUUUCGUUAUAUGUUAUGUGCAUUGUGUGUUCCUCUUUAAUCGAGUUCUGUAAAACUUGCAUUGUUUUGAAAACACUCGUUGUUCAAUAGUAGAUGUUUUAAAAGAAACGCAAAUUUUCACUCGUAGAUGUAUUUAUAGUAAUUAUAUAUUGUCUUUUAAAUACGAUUGAAUUAUGUAUCUCAUGUCUUAUUUGCAACAAGUUUAUAUUAUUCUCCGAUGGCGAUAAUAACGAAAAUAACGUGAGGAAAAAACUUUUAUUUUCAUAACCAUGACAGAAGCCAUUUUUGUUAUGGAA
Nymphalis io (European peacock) is the source of this 2946-nucleotide messenger RNA. RefSeq names its product palmitoyltransferase ZDHHC3. The record is from RefSeq and is a predicted model, not a curated record. NCBI's taxonomy places the organism in Eukaryota, Metazoa, Arthropoda, Insecta, Lepidoptera, Nymphalidae. Gene Ontology annotation, molecular function: protein-cysteine S-palmitoyltransferase activity. Gene Ontology annotation, cellular component: endoplasmic reticulum; Golgi apparatus. The transcript has 7 exons. Gene Ontology annotation, biological process: peptidyl-L-cysteine S-palmitoylation; protein targeting to membrane. The coding region runs from base 309 to 1235 and encodes 308 amino acids.